GUUUGCCUUCCAGCACAGUGUUACCGUGUUGCCGUGUGGCCGAGGGGCAGGGCUGCCGAACACGCUGGGGGAGGUGUUGAUCCCGCACAGCUGUGUUGACGUCAGGCAUUUCAUGACCAGGAAGAAGAAAUGGCCAAGGUUUCACCAGACGUCGCUGAGGAACUAGUUUUCCACCAGACGGAUGACAGGUUCUUCCUGGAGCCAGUCAACUCAAGACAGGUUCUCGUCAUCGACCGGUUAAGUCAUGACAUCACCCUGGAGGAGAACGUUGGCCAGGUGCCUUUUGUGGCCACCCGGAGAACAGUGUAUGGUUUGGUUGGCAUCAUCCACCUCGUAGCUGGACCAUACCUUGUCCUAGUCACCAGGCGGGCCAAGGUGGGCAUGCUUAAUAAACAAACAAUAUGGCGCGUGGAGGGAACAGAUAUAGUGCCCUAUGCCCGCUCAACCACCUUCCUCACACCAGAGCAGAGGCAGUACAAUGACAAAUAUAUUGCUAUGGUACAGCAGGUGCUAGCAACACCAUACUUAUAUUUCUCAUACACAUAUGACCUGACACACACCCUCCAGAGACUUUACUACACUGCAGAAGACUUCCUCCAGAUGGCUCUGCAUGAACGAGCCGACCCAAGAUUUGUGUGGAACCAGCACCUCCUUCGAGAUCUGUGUGUCCAACCUGAAAUGAGUGCCUUCUGCCUCCCAAUCAUGCAUGGCUUUGUCUCUAUCAAGCAGUGCAGUAUCAACGAGUGGUUCACCUGGUCCCUCAUAUCCCGGAGAAGUGUGUACCGUGCAGGCACGCGCAUGUGGAUGAGAGGCAUAGACCCGGAUGGUGCUGUGGCCAACUUUGUGGAGACUGAGCAGGUGGUGGAAUUCAGAGACUUCCGUUCAUCUUUUGUUCAGACUCGAGGCUCCAUCCCUCUAUACUGGUCCCAAGAGCCUAACCUGAGGUACAAACCAGACCCACGGAUUAGAAAUGCAGGCCAUGAAGAGUCCCUUAUGCGGCACUUUGAGGCUCAGGUGCUCUGCUAUGGACGGCAGGUGGCAGUGAACCUCAUCAACCAAAAGGGUCCAGAGGGGAAACUACACAAUGCCUUCCAGCACCUGAUUGAAACAAAUGGAAGUCAGAUGAUCCAUGAUAACGUGCGCUAUGAACACUUUGACUUCCAUCAUGAAUGUCGCAAGAUGAGGUGGGACCGACUCAGCAUCCUUCUAGACCGCCUGGAACCUGACCGUGAGUCUAUGGGAUAUUUCCUGCUUAGAGAAGGGGUAGUAUUGCUGGAGCAGGAGGGGGUCUUCCGUACAAAUUGCAUUGAUUGUUUGGACAGAACCAAUGUUGUGCAGUCCAUGCUGGCACGCAAGCACCUGCAAGCUGUGCUCACUCGCAUGGGGAUUCUCUCAGAACGGCAGAGAAUUGAGGAUCACCUAUCCUUUGAGAAUGCUUUCCGGAAUAUCUGGGCAGAUAACGCAGACGUAAUAAGCACAGAGUAUUCUGGAACUGGUGCCCUAAAGACCGACUUCACUCGCACUGGGAAGCGAACACGUCUGGGACUGCUGAAGGACGGAUGGAACAGUGCCGUCAGAUACCUCAAGAAUAACUUUGCUGAUGGGGAUAGACAGGACAGCAUAGAUCUGUUUCUUGGCAAAUACCAAGUGGAGUCUGGGGAGGGAGUAAACCGACCCUGUCCCCUCAAGACCCAGAAUGGUAAUAGGCUCCUCUUGCUGCCUGGGGCUGUAUUCUUCUCACUUUUAAUGAUAUUUGCCUGUGUCCUUCUGCCCUCUGAGUACACCUCCUUCACCCUCCUCUCACUGUUAUUCUGGGCAGCUAUGAUGGUUGCUGCUGCCUUUGCCACACUCAUGCAGGGCAGGCAGCUGGUUAAUGCACCACGCCUGGCGACACAAAAUCUAACCCUCAGUUCGGCCUCGGCCUGAUUGGUUGCUCCAGGAAGGUGAUGUGGUGUUCCAAUUUUGUACAUAAGAAUUUCAGAUCAAUUUAGUCAUCCCUCUGUAAAUAGGAAAUCACAGACUGAUUUGCAAUAACUUUGGCUCAUUGAUCUAUAAGCACAUAAUUUGAAUAAAUUAAUUUAUAUGUAUUUCUUCAAUUGAAUAUAAUUUGUGUGAUAUAGUAUUUAUGUUUAAAGCUAUGGAAAUAAUUUUUCCUCAUUGUCUUGUAACCAUUUUGACUACUCAGUGACUAAGUGACACUCUCAUGAUUCACUCUCUACACUCUGCCUUACUGCAUUCACUGGUGUUGAGGCUGCACUUUGCAGCUAGCUUAUCAAAAUAAAACAUAUAAGCAGAAGUGUGUUAGCAGGGCAAUGUGGUCUCAGAUUCUUCACAUUCAUAAGUUUGAGGAUCAUGUAGAUAUCCUGUUAUACAACAAGUGAAUUUCCUCUUCAAUAACAGCUCUCAGUGUCACCAGCAUUGCACAGGAUUAGUGUAGUGCCUCAUCCAAGUGAUGUAUACAUUUGCAAAACCUAAUUGUACCUUUGCCUGUAAAUGUUAAUGUUUAUAGCAUGUUUGGUGAAGCUCUUCAAUACAGUUGUAAUUAUUGAAACAUACUAAGAAUUAUUAUGAAGUACAUUAUGCACACAGUGAAGUCUGCAACCUAUUAUCUCAGGAAAUCAUAGAGAUUAAAGAUUUUUUCAAAAGUAAG
Portunus trituberculatus (swimming crab) is the source of this 2650-nucleotide messenger RNA. It is a transcript of the gene Sac1, whose product is annotated as phosphatidylinositol-3-phosphatase SAC1-like. Gene Ontology annotation, biological process: phosphatidylinositol dephosphorylation. NCBI's taxonomy places the organism in Eukaryota, Metazoa, Arthropoda, Malacostraca, Decapoda, Portunidae. Gene Ontology annotation, cellular component: endoplasmic reticulum. Gene Ontology annotation, molecular function: phosphatidylinositol-4-phosphate phosphatase activity. The record is from RefSeq and is a predicted model, not a curated record.